AUGAAUUGCGGUGGAAAAACUCUGUUCUACCCACUUCUCAUUACCCUCUCCGUCGCUCUCAUCACAUACAACCUCAUCAUCUCCUCCAACGCUCCUCUCAAACAAGGCUUCCCCUCCUCCUCCUCCUACAAUGACCCACUCAUCCAAUUGCCACGUGGCGGAUCCAGAAUCCGCAAUGAGAGGAAACCAAGACUUUUCCACACGGCAGUAACAGCCUCUGACUCCGUCUACAACACGUGGCAAUGCAGAGUCAUGUACUACUGGUUCAAAAAGGCUAAAUCCUCCUCUGGACCCGGAUCCGAAAUGGGUGGGUUUACCCGGAUCCUGCACAACGGUAAACCCGAUAAGUAUAUGGAUGAGAUUCCCACUUUCGUUGCUCAGCCUUUACCACCUGGGACGGAUCAGGGUUAUGUUGUACUAAACAGACCAUGGGCGUUUGUACAAUGGCUUCAACAAACUGAAAUUAAAGAAGAUUAUGUUCUGAUGUCUGAGCCUGAUCACAUCAUUGUGAAACCUAUACCGAACUUAGCUAAAGAUGGGUUUGGAGCUGCGUUUCCUUUCUUUUACAUUGAACCGAAGAAGUAUGAGAAGGUGUUGAGGAAGUAUUAUCCUGAAGAGAGAGGACCUGUUACCAACAUUGAUCCUAUAGGAAACUCUCCUGUUAUUGUCGGAAAGGAGGAUUUGAAGAAGAUUGCUCCAACUUGGAUGAAUGUUUCUUUGGCUAUGAAGAAGGAUCCUGAAGCUGAUAAGGCUUUUGGAUGGGUUCUUGAAAUGUAUGCUUAUGCUGUCUCAUCUGCAUUGCAUGGUGUUAGCAAUAAUUUACACAAAGAGUUCAUGAUUCAGCCUCCAUGGGAUAAAGAGGUUGGUGACAAGUACAUCAUACACUACACUUAUGGAUGUGAUUUUGAUAUGAAGGGUCAUUUAACCUAUGGAAAGGUUGGAGAAUGGAGAUUUGAUAAAAGAUCGUAUAUUAAGUCAGCGCCGCCAAAGAACCUUACAAUGCCACCACCAGGUGUUCCACAGAGUGUGGUAACAUUAGUGAGGAUGGUGAACGAAGCCACCGCAAACCUUCCAGACUGGGGAUUAUAGAGAGAUAUAGAAACAGUUUAUUUUUAAUCUUAUGUCUUAAGCUAUCUGUAUACGAUGUUGGUUUCGUUUGUAAAAUAUAUAGCUUUUCUAACAAAACCCGAUCUUACUAGAAUGAACUGAACUUGUUAAAGAUAUAAAUGAUGUAACUCUCAUCACAAGUAAACA
Messenger RNA from Eruca vesicaria subsp. sativa (arugula), 1254 nucleotides. The record is from the annotation of a GenBank genome assembly. NCBI's taxonomy places the organism in Eukaryota, Viridiplantae, Streptophyta, Magnoliopsida, Brassicales, Brassicaceae.